Magnolia sinica is the source of this 3024-nucleotide messenger RNA. RefSeq names its product beta-adaptin-like protein B. The transcript has 15 exons. Gene Ontology annotation, molecular function: clathrin binding. Gene Ontology annotation, cellular component: membrane coat; clathrin adaptor complex. NCBI's taxonomy places the organism in Eukaryota, Viridiplantae, Streptophyta, Magnoliopsida, Magnoliales, Magnoliaceae. The record is from RefSeq and is a predicted model, not a curated record. The coding region runs from base 138 to 2837 and encodes 899 amino acids. Gene Ontology annotation, biological process: intracellular protein transport; vesicle-mediated transport.
AGGCGAGUCCUUCAUUAGCGACGAAAAUGAAAUAAGAACGUCUGUGUUUGCAUUUUCCUCGGCCAUCUUCUCUCGUCUCCCAGCUGACCGACGACAAGAAGAAAGAAGAAGAAGAAGAGGAGGCUGGAAGGGCGAAGAUGAGCGGUCACGAUUCAAAGUACUUCUCCACAACAAAGAAGGGCGAAAUCCCAGAACUCAAAGACGAGCUCAAUUCCCAAUACAAGGAUAAGAAAAAAGAUGCUGUGAAGAAGGUAAUUGCUGCAAUGACUGUUGGGAAGGACGUUUCGUCGCUGUUUACAGAUGUUGUGAACUGCAUGCAAACAGAGAAUCUGGAGCUGAAGAAGCUUGUAUAUUUAUACCUUAUAAACUAUGCUAAAAGCCAACCUGAUCUAGCCAUACUUGCUGUGAAUACGUUUGUGAAGGAUUCACAGGAUCCGAAUCCCUUGAUUCGUGCUUUAGCUGUGAGGACCAUGGGAUGCAUCCGUGUCGAUAAAAUUACAGAAUAUUUGUGCGAUCCUCUUCAGAGAUGUCUCAAGGAUGAUGAUCCUUAUGUUCGAAAGACAGCAUCUAUUUGUGUUGCUAAACUGUAUGAUAUAAAUGCUGAGCUAGUGGAAGAUAGAGGAUUCUUGGAUACUCUCAAGGAUUUGAUUUCUGAUAAUAAUCCGAUGGUAGUAGCAAAUGCUGUAGCAGCACUCGCUGAGAUCCAAGAAAAUAGUAGUCGGCCAAUCUUCGAGAUCACCAGUAACACGCUUUCAAAGCUCCUGACAGCUCUAAAUGAGUGCACUGAAUGGGGUCAAGUUUUCAUUUUGGAUGCUCUUUCCAAGUACAAGGCAGCUGAUGCCCGUGAAGCUGAAAAUAUAGUAGAGCGAGUUACUCCACGCUUGCAACAUGCAAAUUGUGCAGUUGUACUUUCAGCCGUCAAGAUGAUCCUUCAACAAAUGGAACUUAUCACCAGUACAGAUGUGAUCCGAAAUCUUUGCAAGAAAAUGGCUCCUCCUCUGGUGACUCUACUUUCUGCAGAACCUGAGAUACAAUAUGUUGCGUUGCGAAACAUCAACCUUAUUGUACAAAAGCGACCCACAAUACUUGCUCAUGAAAUCAAGGUCUUUUUCUGCAAGUACAAUGAUCCAAUUUAUGUGAAGAUGGAAAAGUUGGAGAUUAUGAUAAAGCUGGCAUCUGAUCGGAACAUAGACCAGGUUUUAUUGGAGUUCAAAGAGUACGCCACAGAAGUAGACGUAGAUUUUGUCAGAAAGGCUGUCCGUGCUAUUGGCCGUUGUGCCAUCAAGUUAGAGAGAGCAGCUGAGCGGUGCAUAAGUGUGUUGCUUGAGCUGAUAAAGAUAAAAGUAAACUAUGUAGUUCAGGAGGCUAUUAUCGUCAUCAAGGACAUCUUCAGACGAUAUCCUAACACCUAUGAGUCCAUCAUUGCAACCCUCUGUGAGAGCUUGGACACUUUAGAUGAGCCAGAGGCUAAGGCAUCAAUGAUCUGGAUAAUUGGUGAAUAUGCAGAAAGGAUUGAUAAUGCUGAUGAACUCCUUGAAAGCUUCUUAGAGACAUUUCCCGAAGAGCCUGCACUAGUCCAGUUGCAAUUGCUGACUGCAACUGUCAAAUUGUUUCUUAAAAAGCCGACUGAAGGUCCACAGCAGAUGAUUCAGGUUGUUCUAAACAAUGCUACUGUAGAGACGGACAAUCCAGAUCUGAGAGACCGUGCAUAUAUUUACUGGCGUCUUCUCUCAACUGACCCUGAGGCAGCAAAAGAUGUUGUACUGGCCGAGAAACCAGUGAUUAGUGAUGAUUCAAACCUACUUGAUGCUUCACUUCUUGAUGAGCUUCUUGCAAACAUUGCUACACUAGCUUCUGUGUACCAUAAACCUCCAGAUGCAUUUGUAACCCGUGUCAAGACUGCCUUCCAGAGACCAGAUGAGGAAGAAUAUCCCGAUGGGAGUGAAAUCAGUAAUUCAGAAUCACCUUCUCAUGCGGUUGACAGUGCAUCAGCUCCCUCAAGUUCAAGUAAUGUUCCGCAAGCUGCAACAAGGCCGGCAGCACCAGUGCCCCCUGCACCUUCUGCUCCAGUACCAGAUUUACUGGGUGAUCUUAUAGGCCUGGAUGGUGCUCUUGUACCUGUUGACGAGCCAACAACAGCUUCUGGGCCUCCUUUACCUAUUGUACUACCAGCAUCAACCGGUCAAGGUCUGCAGAUCAGUGCACAGGUUACACGGCGGGAUGGUCAAAUAUUUUACAGUAUGCUGUUUGAGAAUAACUCACAAAUUCCCCUUGAUGGGUUCAUGAUACAGUUCAACAAGAACACGUUUGGUCUUGCAGCCGCUGGACCUCUUCAGGUCCCACAACUGCAACCCGGAACUUCAGCAACUACCCUUUUGCCAAUGGUUUUGUUCCAGAAUCUCCUUCCUGGACCCCCAAACACACUUUUGCAGGUUGCAGUGAAAAAUAACCAACAGCCAGUGUGGUACUUCAAUGAUAAAAUUUCAUUGCAUGUGUUCUUCAUGGAGGAUGGUAGAAUGGAGCGUGCAAACUUUCUGGAAACAUGGAAGUCCCUUCCGGAUUCAAAUGAGAUCACUAAGGACCUAUCGAGUGUCGUGAUCAACAGUGUGGAUGCUACCAUUGACCGCCUGUCGGCAUCUAAUGUGUUUUUCAUCGCAAAGCGAAGGAACAUGAACCGAGAUGUAUUGUAUCUCUCAGCCAAAGCUCCUCAGAGCAUUCCUUUCCUGAUAGAGAUUACGGCUGUUGUCGGGAUCCCCGGCGUCAAAUGUGCAAUCAAGACACCAAACCCAGAAAUGGCUCCCCUCUUCUUCGAAGCCAUGGAGACUCUUCUCAAGUGAUUGUUGUAAUGUAUGAUUCAGGCGCUCGGAAAUUUUUUCUCCUCGGGUUUUGUUUUCACAUUUCUGGUGAGUUUUGAUGUAUGAACUUUCUAUUGGCAACGGCUGCAUGCAUUCCUUUGAUAUUCAGUUGCACAACGCCACUGUGAUUAUGUUUCUUUAUUAUUACAAGAAGUCAUUGUCUCGAUCA